Molecule: messenger RNA, 3747 nt
Organism: Aethalodelphis obliquidens (Pacific white-sided dolphin)
Lineage: Eukaryota; Metazoa; Chordata; Mammalia; Artiodactyla; Delphinidae
Gene: HNF1B
Product: HNF1 homeobox B
Exons: 12
Coding region: 1126-2802 (558 amino acids)
Biological process (GO): positive regulation of DNA-templated transcription; regulation of transcription by RNA polymerase II; pancreas development
Cellular component (GO): nucleus
Molecular function (GO): DNA-binding transcription factor activity, RNA polymerase II-specific; RNA polymerase II cis-regulatory region sequence-specific DNA binding
Source: RefSeq, a predicted model, not a curated record
GCUGUAGUGCCUGGACUCAAUGCAUGGAGCAGCUAUCUUGGAAAGGAAAGAAUAACAGGAAGAUCAGGGAAGGAAAGGGGAACUCCGAGUACCACCAAACUGGCACUGCAGGACCAGAAACUAAAAUCAGAGACCAAUAAAGAAGAGACGGGUCCUCCUGCAAGUGUUUCUCCUUGCUUCCUAAUUAAAUGUCAGUGACCUCACUUCUCCCUCUCCUGAUUGACACCCAGCUGUGGGCUUGCUUGGCUCAAGGAAGAAUCAUGGAUCUGUGAACUUUGGCAGAAGGUGUUAAUGGAGGAGCCCAAGGCCUCAGCCCAGUGAGGGUUGCUGUUUAAACACUGGCUGAUCUACCAGGGAUUUCAGAUAUUCACUGGACACUCUAAGCUGUUGACCUGAUCACAGACACCACAUCCAAAGAACUCUCCGCGUCCAUUCCCCUGCGGUCAGUUUAUCCUCCGCCCGCCUGGCUCUCCCGGCCCAUCGCCUGCGUCGGUUGGGACGCGUCGGAGGGUCUCUGCUCUUCGCAUCCUCCUCCAUCUCCUUCUUCCAAGAGCGCCCCAGCUUCCUCCAGCUCUCACCUGAACCCCCGAAGCGCAGUUUCUUCUUCUCUCCGGACUAAAGCCGGACCCGCAGCCGGUGGAAAAGUCCCGGAGCCUUCCACACUAGGCUGCAAGCUACUUGUUUAACAAGUCCAAAGGUCAGCUAAAGUUUGGCUGAUAAACAGAACCAGGACAAGAAUCUCUUCGGCCCCCUGGCGUGAGUACAAUGGACCCUGGCAGCCCCGCUCCCGGCCCGGGUCUCUUGCUCUCCCCGUCUGCCCCUCACGCUCUCCCUCUCUCGGUUUUCCCCCCUCCCCACGACCAUUUGCAUCGGGCCGAAAGCCGGGCCCUCCCCGCUAAUUUGCAUAUCUUAUAUGGCCUAAUGGUGGCGAUCAUGGCAAGUUAGAAGUUUUCUGACUCCUCUCGGAGGAGACUCCGGACCCCGGGGAGUAACAGGUGUUUGGAGGCUGAAGGGUGGGGGGGUUCCUGGACUUGGGGUUCGCUUGUGAAACUCCCCUCCACCCUCCUCUCUCGCACCCACCCACCCCCCCACCCCCUCACCCCCUUCUUUUUCUGUCCUUGGAAAAUGGUGUCCAAGCUCACGUCGCUCCAGCAAGAACUCCUGAGCGCCCUGCUGAGCUCCGGGGUCACCAAGGAGGUGCUGGUCCAGGCCUUGGAGGAGUUGCUGCCAUCCCCGAGUUUCGGGGUGAAGCUGGAGACGCUGCCCCUGUCCCCUGGGAGCGGGGCCGAGCCGGACACCAAGCCGGUCUUCCAUACUCUCACGAACGGCCACGCCAAGGGCCGUCUGUCCGGGGACGAGGGCUCCGAGGACGGGGACGACUAUGACACCCCUCCCAUCCUCAAGGAGCUGCAAGCCCUCAACACCGAGGAGGCGGCGGAGCAGCGGGCGGAGGUGGACCGGAUGCUCAGCGAGGACCCUUGGAGGGCUGCCAAAAUGAUCAAGGGCUACAUGCAGCAACAUAACAUCCCCCAGAGGGAGGUGGUCGAUGUCACCGGCCUGAACCAGUCACACCUCUCCCAGCAUCUCAACAAGGGCACCCCUAUGAAGACCCAGAAGCGCGCCGCCCUGUACACCUGGUACGUCCGAAAGCAACGGGAGAUCCUCCGACAAUUCAACCAGACAGUCCAGAGUUCUGGAAAUUUGACAGACAAAAGCAGUCAGGAUCAGCUGCUGUUUCUCUUUCCAGAGUUCAGUCAACAGAGCCAGGGGCCUGGGCAGUCCGAUGAUGCCUGCUCUGAGCCCACCAACAAGAAGAUGCGUCGCAACCGGUUCAAAUGGGGGCCCGCGUCCCAGCAAAUCUUGUACCAGGCCUACGACCGGCAAAAGAACCCCAGCAAGGAAGAGAGGGAGGCCUUAGUGGAGGAGUGCAACAGGGCGGAAUGUUUGCAGCGGGGUGUCUCCCCCUCCAAGGCCCACGGCCUGGGCUCCAACCUGGUCACUGAGGUCCGCGUCUACAACUGGUUCGCAAACCGCAGGAAGGAGGAGGCAUUCCGGCAGAAGCUGGCCAUGGACGCCUACAGCUCCAGCCAGACGCACGGCCUGAACCCGCUGCUCUCCCACGGCUCCCCGCCCCACCAGCCCAGCACCUCCCCUCCCAACAAGCUGCCAGGAGUGCGCUACAGCCAGCAGGGAAACAAUGAGGUCACUUCCUCCUCAACAAUCAGUCACCAUGGCAACAGCGCCAUGGUGACUAGCCAGUCUGUUUUACAGCAAGUCUCUCCAGCCAGCCUGGACCCGGGCCACAAUCUCCUCUCACCUGAUGGUAAAAUGCAGAUCUCAGUCUCAGGAGGAGGUUUGCCCCCGGUCAGCACCUUGACGAAUAUCCACAGCCUGUCCCACCACAAUCCCCAGCAAUCUCAAAACCUCAUCAUGACCCCCCUCUCUGGAGUCAUGGCCAUUGCACAAAGCCUCAACUCCUCCCAAGCUCAGAGCGUCCCUGUCAUCAACAGCGUGGCCGGCAGCCUGGCAGCCCUGCAGCCCGUCCAGUUCUCCCAGCAGCUGCACAGCUCUCACCAGCAGCCCCUCAUGCAGCAGAGCCCGGGCAGCCACAUGGCCCAGCAGCCCUUCAUGGCCGCUGUGACGCAGCUGCAGAACUCACACAUGUAUGCACACAAGCAGGAACCCCCCCAGUAUUCCCACACCUCCCGGUUUCCAUCGGCAAUGGUGGUCACAGAUACCAGCAGCAUCAGUACGCUCACCAACAUGUCUUCCAGUAAACAGUGUCCUCUCCAAGCCUGGUGAUGCCCACACAUCACUUACUUUGUGCACAGCAACAAGGACCCUAUUUUCCACACCAUCACCCUCCAGGCAGCUGUCGCGGAAAAGCGCAGUGACCUGACAAGCAGCACCUGCGAGAGGUCCCUGCUCACCUGACGUCCUGCCAGCGCCUCGGACAAUCCGCUCUGAGAGGCGCGGCCCAGAGCCCAGCUUCCCUUCUAUGCAGUAUUGUCACGAUGCCUCUCCCAAGACGUCAAGCUCUCCCGUCCGGUCUGUCCUAAAGGCGGGAGAUGAGAAACCGAGGAAGAGGAAGAGAGAAAGCCGGAGCAUCUACAUUAUGCUCCUUCAUCGAACAAACUGAUGUGAAAACUUGAAUCUGUUACUGAAGUGAGGCGAGGAGGACACGUGCUAUUGAACUGAGCCAAACGCACUGUAAAUAUCAGCAGCUCCCUCCCCCGCCCCCCUCCCGGCUGAUCUGGAAAUUUCUUUUAAAGAAGUAAAUUUGUCCAAUGGGUGUAAACUAUAAACUACUGUAAUUAAGUGCAAUUUCCCCUCUACUUCCUCUCCCCUCUGCCCUGUGUAUAAUACUAAAGUGUCUAUCCGUUUUCUUCGUAAAGGUCAGAGUUGAAUUUUCAAAGUGAUUUGCCCCCUCUGUCUUCCCCCACGGAGAAAUAUCUAAGGUGGAAGUGAAGCCCCUGCCCCCUUCCUCGGGCCCGGGCACACACAGGGACUGUGUAUUUUGGACUGUCUGCUAGCUCACUCCAAUCUCCUGAUGUUAAGACACACCUCUGGAUCCCUGGAAGGGCUGAGCAUAGUGUCAGAGUAACGUCCUCACUUCCGGUGGGGUUGGGGGAUCAGCCAGUACCUCCCCAGGAAACCCCAAGACAGGGACACUGGCUGUUUGAUAGCACAAGGAAAAGUUGCCCUUUCCGAAAACCUCCCAUUAAAACAAUUUAUUUUGUCACUGCC